Molecule: messenger RNA, 1627 nt
Organism: Rhopilema esculentum
Lineage: Eukaryota; Metazoa; Cnidaria; Scyphozoa; Rhizostomeae; Rhizostomatidae
Source: RefSeq, a predicted model, not a curated record
GAGCAAAUGGAAGAUGACAGGAACAUCGAAGUCACCUUGGAUAAUGAGAAUCUAUGGAAGAGUUUUAACCAAUACGUCACAGAGAUGAUCAUUACAAGAGCAGGAAGACGAAUGUUCCCAGCAGUGAAACUGAGAGUUCGCGGCCUCGAUCCAAAAGCGAACUACAUAUUCUUAAUGGAUAUCGUUCCAGUUGACUGUUAUCGAUACAAGUACCAUGCUAGUAGAUGGACAGUUGGGGGGAACGGGGAGGCGUCUCAAACAAAGCGAAUGUAUAUACACCCAGCAUCACCAUGCACAGGGGCACAAUGGAUGGAAAAGACGAUUUCAUUUCAGAAGCUCAAAUUAACAAACAAUUCAACGGACAAAAAUGGCUAUGCAAUACUCAAUUCGAUGCAUAAGUACCAACCUCGGAUACAUCUAGUGAAAACUGGCGACAUAACGAGGCUACCUUGGAGCAACUUUAAGACUUAUACUUUCAAGGAGACCGAGUUUAUUGGUGUCACAGCUUAUCAGAAUGAAAAGAUUACUCAGUUGAAGAUAGACAACAAUCCGUUUGCAAAAGGAUUCCGCGACGAAGGAGCUGGUCACAGAAGAACCUCUGCAUCAAAGAUUGAAGCAGGGUCACCGUCACCGAGUAGCCCAUCUGAAGGAGAAAGUGUCAAGGAUUCAAAGUCAGCAAUAGCAAGACAUGGAGAUGCCAAAGCGCAAGAAGAGGAUAACGUAAAUUGCAAGAGAGAUGCAGAUAUAACUAGCAGCAAAAAAAGAAAGAACCCGGAUGACGACUGUUUCAAUCUACCAGCUUCUCAAUUUGCUGACAAAAACAAUUUGAAGCGAUUGCCACAAGUUUGCAAACAAGAAGAUGGCCAAGAAAGAGUUGGUUGCGAUGAAAUAGACUUGCGAAUGUUUUCUAACAUAAUUUCGGCUAUACCAAGAAACUACCCUGACCCUGUACAGCUUGGGUACCACCAAAAGAACGAUUAUAAACCAAUGUUUAGUAAGCUACAACACUGCAGCGAGAAUAACAUGUACCAAGGACAGCAAUAUGUAUAUUAUAGUUCCUAGGGUUGGCAGACACACGUCAAUGUCGUUUUACUUCGUUGCGUGGCAAAAGCGUAUGAUCAAAGAUACCAUACGCGUUAGGUUCUUAGUUCCUGGAAGAGUACUGCUAAUAGGGUUUUACUUCCUUAUAUAACGAAUUUGAGUUAUCGAAUAACGUUCUAUUUGUGAAAUAAGUAGUUGCUACGUUCCUAUUAUAGACAGUUUCCUAUCUGGAUAAAUUUAUGGUCACUUUACUGUGGCCUUACGACAAAUGUUCAGUACAACUCUGUCAUGAAAUAUUGCGCUUUGGUUUUAUGUAGCAAUGGCAAGGCCAAUAUCGACGCUCAGAGAAAAUUUUGACAACGUAGGCCUUAAUAGUUGUCAAAAUAUGGCAUGACGCCUUCAACUUAGCUUCAACAGUAAACACAUUAGCUUAAUUUUACAACAGGUUAUGAAUCAUGUUGACACUUUGCUUGCAUCUUUUCAAUAAUAUCGUACAGAUAAUGACUUCAAAGAAAACGUCUUUAUGCUCAAGAAAAACGUUAAAGCAGAGUGUAUGUUAUUGUAAGUUAGUCUAACAACGUUUAAA